GUCUCGCUCGCCCCUCUCUCUCUCUCUCUCUCUCUCUCUCUCUCUCGCUCGGUGCUGACAGACGGAGGGAUAGAAGAGGCGAGAGAGCGGGCGAGCGAGGGAGGAUAGAUAGAUAGACGAACGAGGAGAGAGAGAGAGAGAGAGAGGGGGGAGGGCGACAAAGAGAGAGAGAGAGAGAGAAAUCGAGCAUGAGUGUGUGAGAGUGUGUGGAAAUGUGUGUGUGUGAGUGUGUGUGAGUGUGUGUGUGUGUGUGUGUGUGUGUGUGUGUGUGUGUGUGUGGAUAUGGACUGCCUCUGCAUUGUCACCACCAAGAAGUAUCGUUACCAGGACGAUGAGACUCCGCCUGUCGACCCCAGCCCCGGUCACAUGACCCACGGACGCAGCACCGAGCUGAGCCACGCCCACCUGGACGGAUACACACACCCCGCCGCACUGACCAUGAAUGGAUCAGAAGGAGAACUGGAGUAUGAAGAGAUCACACUGGAGAGGGGUAACUCUGGUCUGGGCUUCAGUAUCGCAGGAGGAACCGAUAAUCCUCACAUCGGAGACGACCCGUCCAUCUUCAUCACCAAGAUCAUCCCUGGAGGAGCUGCUGCCCAAGAUGGACGCCUCAGGGUGAACGACAGCAUCGUAUUCGUUAACGACGUGGACGUGCGUGAGGUCACUCACUCCACCGCCGUGGAGGCGCUGAAGGAGGCGGGGCCUGUCGUCAGGCUGUACGUCCUCCGGCGACGCCCACCGAGCGAACGCAUCACACAGAUCAAACUGAUGAAAGGACCGAAAGGUCUCGGCUUCAGUAUAGCGGGCGGCGUCGGGAACCAGCACGUUCCUGGAGACAACAGCAUCUACGUCACCAAGAUCAUCGAGGGCGGGGCGGCCCACCGCGACGGACGGCUACAGAUCGGGGACAAAAUCCUGGCUGUGAACCACGUGUCUCUGGAGGACAUCCUGCACGAAGACGCCGUGUCAGCCCUAAAGAACACAGGGGAGGUGGUCUACCUGAAGGUGGCCACACCCACCUCGCAGUACAUCCACCCUGUGGAUCGGUACAGCCCCCCCGACCUGACCAGCUCCUACAUGGAGCCGGACUACAUGUGUGAUUACCCACAAGCCCUUCCUCCCCCGUCACCACGACGAUACUCACCCAUCCCCCGCGGCAUGAUGGGAGAGGACGACUACUCCCGGGAACCUCGCAGAGUCUGCGUUCAGCGCGGAUCCACCGGUCUGGGCUUCAACAUCGUCGGCGGAGAGGACGGAGAGGGGAUCUUCAUCUCCUUCAUCCUCGCAGGAGGACCAGCAGACCUGAGCGGAGAGCUCCGCAAGGGAGACCAGAUCCUCAGUGUGAACGGCGUGGACCUCAGGUAUGCGACACACGAACAGGCGGCAGCGGCUCUGAAGAACGCCGGACAGACCGUGACCAUCGUGGCCCAGUACAGACCUGAGGAGUACAGUCGCUUCGAGGCAAAGAUCCACGACCUGAGGGAGCAGAUGAUGAACUCCUCGUCCGGGAGUCUGAGAGCCAACCGCAGCUUCUACGUCAGGGCGCUGUUCGACUACGAUAAGCAGUGGGACUGCGGCGUCCUGUCGCAGGCUCUGGACUUUAACUUCGGGGAGGUUCUGCACGUGAUGGACAGCGGAGACGACGAGUGGUGGCAGGCGAGACGGGUCAACCAGCAGGGGGAGCUGGAGGAGCUCGGAUACAUCCCGUCCAAACACAGAGUGGAGAGGAAGGAGUGGUCCAGGAUGAAGAGUAAAGGUGAGUCCAGGAUGAAGAGUAAAGGUAGAGAAGGUUUCGUCCACAGCUACGAGCUCAUCACUCAGAUCGAAGUGGACUACGCUCGUCCCGUCAUCAUCCUGGGUCCGACCAAAGACCGGGUCAACGACGACCUGUUGUCCGAGUUCCCCGACAAGUUUGGCUCCUGCGUCCCUCAUACGACUCGCCCUCGCCGGGACUACGAGGUGGACGGGCGGGACUACCACUUCGUAUCGUCACGGGAACAGAUGGAGCGGGACAUCCAGUCGCAUCGCUUCAUCGAGGCGGGGCAGUACAACAACCACCUGUACGGGACGUCGGUGCAGAGCGUCAGACAGGUGGCCGAGCAGGGGAAGCACUGCAUCCUGGACGUGUCGGCCAACGCGGUGAGGAGGCUGCAGGCGGCUCAGCUCCACCCCAUCGCCAUCUUCAUCCGACCACGGUCCCUGGAGAACAUCCUGGACCUGAACAAGCGUCUGUCGGAGGACCAGGCGAGGAAAGCUCUGGACCGAGCCAUCAAACUGGAACAAGACUUCCUCGAGUGUUUUACAGCCAUCGUGCACGGCGACAGCUUCGAGGAGGUCUACCACCUGGUCAAAGCCGUCAUCGAGGAGCAGAGUGGCCCCUACAUCUGGGUCCCCGCCCGCGACAGACUCUGAUUGGACACUGCGAGCCGCGGGCGCCUUCUCCAUGGAAACCACCCCCCCACCCCCCGCCCCGGGCGGUGUGACCUGACGGGAGCAGACGUCGGUCUUUUUACCGUUUUUUGUUUUCUUUCUAUGGGAGGAUGACGAGCGAGCUCUGUGAUUGGACGGCUGCUGUUUCCGCGGCACCUGAGAGAGAUGUGUUUUUAAAAUGAGGGCGUAGCUGUCUGUCUCUCCACCUGUCUGUGUGUCAGAGGGAAAGACAGGUGAUUGAUUAUUGAUUGAAUAGGUGUUGGUUCAAUAAUCCUGUAUCAUCAGUAAAUAAUGAAUCAGAGACUGUAGAGUUCAGUUGGUAUCAAAGUAUUUAUAUUAUCCUAUUUAUUUAUUUAUCUAUUUAUUUAUUUAUUUAUUUAUGUGAUGUGAAAAUGGUGAGUGUGUGUGUGUGUGUGUGCGUUUGUGUGUAGUGUACAUAAAGGCUUGUGUGACUGUAAAUAAAACAUGGGGCUCAAACACACAGUCUAUUCAGGGCUUAAACUAACAACCACUGGACUACAACACCCACAAUCCUCUUCACUCUGGACUACAACACCCACAGUCCUCUUCACUCUGGACUACAACACCCACAGUCCUCUUCACUCUGGACUACAACAUCCAGAACCCUCCCUCUGCUGGACUACAGCGACUGAAACUCCCCCUCAUGUGGACUCUUCAUUCAGACUACAGCAGUCCUGCUCUGCCUGGACUACAACUCUUUAAUCAUCUGGACUACAACACCUACAACCCCCCUCUGUUACAGUGGACAGGUGGGACAGUUUCCUGUCUCUGGUUGCUUGGCAACAAAACUGAAACUGAAACACUUCCAUUUUUAAUCAAACGGCUGUGGACUACGUUACCCACAGUUCUCAGCUGUGGGUCUCUGGACUACAGUACCCAUGAUUCUCUGCUGCUGAACAGGACCUGAGGCAGCGGGGUGGGGGGGCUCCCGUGGGACUCUUUUACCCACAGUGCUUUGGGAGAGUCCUCCUGCCGUCACCGUGGCAACGGUGGAUCAACAGUGGAUCAACCUGCUCUCAGACUGGAUUCAGACUGAAGAUCAGGGUCAUGUGAAUAAUUAUAAUAAUUAUUAUACUGAAAAUAAUCAGAAGUAUUGAUGAUGUCACAUCAUCAAUACACACACACACACACACACACACACACAGCAGGGUCACCUGAGGUCGUCUUUUCUUUCUGAGCACUGACAGAAACACUCUUUAGAAACCUGCAGUAUAUCUGAGUAUUUAUUGUUACAUACACACACACACACACACACACAGGUACAGAGGAGGAUGUUGGGUCGAUGACUGGCUCGUUGUAUAAUGAAAUAAAUUAGUUCUAAAUAAAAUCCAACUAUUGAAAUAAAUUCCUUAUAAAAGCUGAA
This is a messenger RNA of Lates calcarifer (barramundi perch), 3814 nucleotides long. Its product is annotated as disks large homolog 4. Gene Ontology annotation, molecular function: kinase binding. The record is from RefSeq and is a predicted model, not a curated record. Lineage: Eukaryota; Metazoa; Chordata; Actinopteri; Centropomidae. Bases 283 to 2412 code for a protein of 709 amino acids. Gene Ontology annotation, cellular component: neuromuscular junction; postsynaptic density membrane; neuron projection. Gene Ontology annotation, biological process: postsynaptic neurotransmitter receptor diffusion trapping; AMPA glutamate receptor clustering; chemical synaptic transmission. The transcript is spliced from 18 exons.